Messenger RNA from Strongylocentrotus purpuratus (purple sea urchin), 2286 nucleotides. Its product is annotated as phospholipase A2 AP-PLA2-II. Gene Ontology annotation, molecular function: phospholipid binding; calcium ion binding. Gene Ontology annotation, biological process: arachidonate secretion; phospholipid metabolic process; lipid catabolic process. The transcript has 5 exons. Lineage: Eukaryota; Metazoa; Echinodermata; Echinoidea; Camarodonta; Strongylocentrotidae. The record is from RefSeq and is a predicted model, not a curated record. The coding region runs from base 137 to 622 and encodes 161 amino acids.
UAUAAAACGUAUCGAGAUGAAAAGAGAGAGAGAGAGAGAGUUAGCUUUAAAAUGGCGUCAACGUAGAUAUUGCACGGUGACGCUAUUUUCAAUUCAUAGUGAAGCGUGAACAAUUUGCCCAUCGAUUCAGAUCACCAUGGAACGGUUGGGUUUAUUCGUGUUCGUCGCGCUGUCAUUGAUGUGUAUUUCAACAGUGGAAUGUAGCGACAUGGACAUUGGCCGAAUGAUACAAUGGGUAGAUGCUAAGGUAGGCUGGCUCAUCAGUGCUCGCAAGUUCCAGAACUAUGGAUGCUACUGCAGUAAGAACGGUCCUACUGAUGGAAUCGUGCCGGUGGAUCAGAUUGAUAAAUGCUGUAUGAAACAUAACCAGUGUUAUGACGGACUUGUUCGUGAAGGUGUUUGUGCUGGUGAUACCUUUGGUCAGAGUUAUGGCUACAAGAAGAUUACAGAGAAUGGGGCAAAGACCAUGACAUGCACUUCCGAUCCUCACACGGAGACGUGUAAAUACGAGCUGUGUAAAUGUGAUGCUACGGUGGCCCAUUGCUUUGCUGAUAAUGAACCACAUUAUAAUUCCAAGCAUAAGGGUGUGGGUAAAUCAUCAUGUCAGCAUGCAGGAAAGUAAAAAAAAGAUUUUUUUUUAAAGACUCAUGGAGAGAGUUUUAUAGACCCAGAAAACAUUGAAUCAAAUGUAUCAUGUACUAAGCUGAAUUCUACUCUUGUAACUUAUAUAUACAUGUCAUUGUACAUUUAAACUGCAAGGAUGUAAUUCUUUUCUCUCCACCUGAAUACAAAUAAUCUUUCUUUCAAUGACCCGUUUAUCUAGAAUAGUUUGUUUGAUUGUCCUUUAUUAAUACUUUCCUGUCGUUUCAUGAAAAUUUAAAACCCAUAAUAAUAAUAAUAAUAAUAUGUUAAAGUCCACUCCAAAUUUUAUUAAGUUAAACCGAAAAUGAAAAUUCUUUUUGCCCAAUUAAUCGUGUGCAAAACACUCAUUGAAUAAAAGUGUGUUUUAUGGCGUUUUUAUUUUGUUUAAUUCCAAGCUAGUUUGUCCCAUGCGUUACCAUGGUUAUAGACCUCAUCUAAAAUUGUCGUAUAUAUGAUGACUGCAUCAGGAUGAUAGCUCUACUUGAGGCUUGAACAGGCAAAGUAUCAAGUUAAAUUAUAUUUUUGUAUCAAUUCGUGUUCACAAUCCCAUAAUCCAAUUCCGUUAUACACUUGAUAAAAUAUGGAACAUACCUUGUACAGAAUGUGCCAACUAUGCAACCAGCUUAUUAGGGUUCAUGAAAUGUCUACUAUACGUGAACUACGCUUUCGAACCAUGUCAUCCACUGUGUGUGCUUUACGUUCAUAUCAAUUAAUCAAUUUAAAUAAAUAUAUGCAAUCAUAAUUAUGAUACAGAUUUCUGAAAAUCAGUGGAAAAUUUAUGUCAAAAUCUCCUUACAUUAAUGUGGGGACACAUUAAUAUUUCUCCGUGUUCUGAUAUUGGUUUAAAUAAAAACUAAAAUUGCCCGAAAUAUUUGUGAUUCCCAAUUAUAAUUAUUAUGACGUCAAUUUUUCAUGUAGCUUAGUAUUGAGAUUAAUUAUAUUAAUAUUCUUCUGUAAAUAGCGUUAUUUAAUGAAAUAUCAUAUUUGUUAUUAUCAUCUGACAAAUUACUUUGUCCAAUCUUAAGAUUAGAUUGUGUAUAAUUAUGUUUAAUGAGGGAUCCCAUAUACUGUAAUGUACUUCAUAAUUAACUCAACUUUUAUCGAUUGGAUUUAAUUUCAAACAAGUCCGAUAAUGGAUUAUUUGCUUGCGUUCAGAGCAUUUUAAUAUAUAUGAUUUAUAAACUUCUAGAAAUGUUGAAAUAGAGAUUUUUAAGUGCCUGUGUGUAAUUAAAAUAACUGUGUCAAAAAGUAAUAGUCAUUACCGUACGAUAGUGAUGGAAUGAGAUAAAAUUAAAUACAAUAUCAAGUUAAAACAAUUAAAGGGAUAGAACAUCAGAAGUAAAUGAAAACAAAAUACAUUUAAUAACAAAUCGAUUCAAAAAGUAAAUGUAAGACUUGAAAGAACAGGGUGUCAAAAUGUUUUCUAUUCAUUUACGUCUAGAUUUCGAUGGAAAACGGAGAAAACAGGAAAGUUAAUAAAACAUUGAAAAUAUAAUAUAAUAUAUGGCUAAUAAGUAGGCCUAUAGGUACAUACUAUACCUUAAAAUGCUGUGCCAUAAUAAUACCGCUUAGCAAUCAAUGAAAUAUAUAUUUUGAAUAUAAUUGAUUUUAUAUCUAUAAAUUUGAGGUUUUAAUCGCAAAACA